AAAAAAAAAACAAGAAAAACUUUGCACUGCAGAGCAGUGGUAGGAAGACCUGUAUGUACGUGUUAAGGUUAAUUGUUUUUAGAAGUUAGGUCUGAUUUCAUAUUUUGAAAAAAAAAAAAAGAAUGUUUAAUAGAAUGGCAAGCUUGUGGAUGGGUGAUCUGGAUCCAUACAUGGAUGAAAAUUUUAUAAAGCAAGCGUUUAGUACAAUGGGAGAGACAACAUAUGGCGUUAAAAUUAUUUGCCACAGAGUGACGGGUGGAUCUGCAGGGUAUUGCUUUGUGGAAUUAGCAGACGAAGCUGGUGUUGACCGAUGUGUACUUAGGCUCAACGGAAAGCUGGUUCCAGGGUCAAACCCACCAAGAAAGUUUAAGUUAAAUUAUGCUACCUAUGGGAAAAGGCCAGAUACAGGCCCUGAGUAUUCGGUUUUUGUUGGAGACCUCACCCCUGAAAUUGAUGACUUACAGCUCUAUGAAUUUUUUGUGAAGAAAUAUGCUUCUUGCAAAGGUGGCAAAGUGGUUACAGACCCUUUUGGAAAUUCCAGGGGCUAUGGGUUUGUUAAGUUCAGUGAUGAGAAUGAGCAGAAGGCAGCGAUGGAAGAGUGUCAAAAUGCAAAUGGACUUGGUGGAAAACCAAUCAGAAUAAGCAUAGCAAUUGCUAAAAGUAAUAAAACCAGUUAUCAACAAAAUCAAAAUUACAACUACUCCCAGUAUUACCAACAGUAUCAGAACUACUAUUCACAGUGGGGAUAUGACCCUUACAGCAGCUAUAACUAUGGAUAUGGACCCUAUGGCGCUGCAACGACAGCUCCAGGGAUGGCUCCUCCUACUACAACCAGUUCAGCUUCAACAGAGACCCAGGCUACAUCAGAGUUCCAGCAGUCAUUGGGGGCUACAGAAGAUACUGAUGAAGAGGCAGUUGAAGAUCCAGAUCCUCAACCUGAUAUUGACACAAUGAACAGACAAUUUAUGGAGAGAAGCGAAGAGCUGUAUGACUCCCUCAUGAACUGUCAUUGGCAGCCACUGGACAGUGUUACAUCUGAAAUCCCCACUGUGGCAAACUUUUAAGGGUACAGAGAAGACGAUCAGCCAAAGGGGACAGAUUUACAGAGCCUCCCCGCCCCCCAAAAGUAAAAAUUUGUUGUCACAGACCAUGCCUGUAAAUGUUACCUAAAAACAUUCACAAGUUCAUUUUUAUUGUUGAUCUUUUUUGUUUUCUAGGCUUAUUUCUUUGAACAGUCGCUCUUUGUUACAAGGUAAAAAAAAAAAAAAAAAAGGUUGUGGGAGGCACUACUGUACUACUUCUAGUGUGAAAAGUGGCCUUCACUAGAGCCAAAGUAAAAUCUGUAAAACAAAAAAGAUCAGCCAAAAAGGGUAACCUGAGGUAAUGUCUUAUCUCUCUCAAACCGAAGCCAUUAAAGCAACUUGGAAUGGGUGUAGAAUAUUAGUGAUCUUACCUAAUUUAUUUUUCUUUUUGUAUAAUGUACUGUUUAAAAGGUCAGUAUGAUAGGAUAACUUACAAGUAAAUGAUUUUUUCUUUUAUUUAAUGUUUGAAAUGUAUUUCUGUUUUAGUAGCAAGUUUACUCGCUGAUUCUGUUACAGCCCAUUCUUAAAGUGGUUGUACCUAACAAAAUAACUUCCAUUCGCUAUAUGGGUCGCAAAUGUGUAGUUUUGAAAGAAAUACUUUAAUUAUAUAUUUUUAGCGUCAUUUUAGAACAUGAUGUAUGUUACACUAGUUUAAAAUGUCUGUUUACAAGCAUUGCUUUCAGCUAGUUCUUCUUUCUUGUCAAUAACCAACCAGCUACUUCCUCUGUUGACCGUCAUGCUUUCCCACCUGAAAUAUACUUUGAUCUGGAAUCACAGGCUUCCAGGACCUCAAAGGUCUCUUCUUCCGAUGAAAGUAGCAAAAUCUACUUUUUCAUCUGAAGACGAGACCUUGAGCUCUUGAAAGCUUGUGAUUAAUUAUUGUUUAGUUAGUCCAAUAAAAGUUAUCACAUCUCCUUCUCUUCAGCUCUUUUGGUAAAAUCCCCUGGUAGCACACACAUUAUACUAAAAACCUGUUAGAGGCAGGGAUGCUGUUAAGCGCUCUGGUGAGCAAGCUUUUAUUUUUAAUUAAUUGUUAAAGUAAAACACUAAACAAAAUUGAUUGAUUCAUGCUGAAUCCUCCACAGUCCACCAGCUUAGGUAAUAUAAAUCUAAACAAAAGUAAUAUUUUGCUGGUAACUAUACAGCUACCAACCCUCUGUCCUUUCUGCUCUAACACCUGUCUGGCUUUCUCGGCUCCUUUUAUAGCCUUGCCUUUGCAGGUGAGUUUAGCCAAUUAACUAAUUAAUGUUUUCCUCCAAUCAGGACCUUAGCCUCGGUCACAUUCUCAGGAUGAUUUAAGUUUUCUCAACGGUUUCAUAAUUGUCUUAAUGUUCACCAGCAUAUAGUCAGGAAGGUUGUAUGUUAAUUUAAUAAAGAAAAGGGAGUAACCCUAUGCCUGCAAAUUUAAUAAAUACGUAAUAAUUUUUUUUUUU
Molecule: messenger RNA, 2515 nt
Organism: Acipenser ruthenus (sterlet)
Lineage: Eukaryota; Metazoa; Chordata; Actinopteri; Acipenseriformes; Acipenseridae
Product: tRNA selenocysteine 1-associated protein 1-like
Exons: 9
Coding region: 123-1064 (313 amino acids)
Molecular function (GO): RNA binding
Source: RefSeq, a predicted model, not a curated record